AUGCAUACUAGGAAGACUUUACACUGCGAAUUUAAGGCGGCUUGUGUUGGCCCAUCUGAGCUGACUACAAAACUUGUUCAAUCCUUCAAAGAUCUACUCACCCCCAAGCGCCAACCCAGUACUGCGGAGAACAGUCCGUACAUUCCGCGUAGAUCCACCACUGCUGGACUUCCUCCUGUAACUGCUUCUCCAUGUAGCGCCCGUCUGCCGCGCAACAUGCGUCGCUGGCGCUUACCUACUGUCGGUUCACCUGGUCCACCAAUCAAAUUCUCUGAGCCACAGUCUUCCACAGACAACACAGGCCACAAUGGGGAAUUCAACCCAGGAAUUCGGUCGGCCAACUCAUCUGUCAACUCCCACGAGCAGCUUACUAACCAAUUGCAAAAUCUUCGUGAUCACUGGUUCUACGUAGCCGGCGGACUAGCUGUUGGCAACCUUCAUCAGCGGCUCCUCACUGCUACGCUGUCCGCACAACUCCACGGUCGUAUUCCCCAGAAAUGUACCGGGUUCCCUCACUCACCCGAUAGUGGCCAGUUGCCUCCCCCGGCUGCGUGUGCAGUAUCUAGAUCCCCUUCAGUGCAAUGGCUUAACGACCACGAACGUACUCCUUCAGAGGAACCACAUACAAUGUCUCCUAACCCGCGCACCACCAACGUAUCGCAACUUAUUGUGUCUCUCACCACUUGUAACACUUGCCCACAUUGCCGAAAAUUCGUUCAUGAUGAAGAAAUCAUGGCCGCAUGGACCGCGGACGAAGAACAGUAUGAUAUUCGUUGUCCGUUCUGCUCUUGCGCCUUCGUACCCCAGUUGACUGUGCGGGUAUUAGGAGAGCUGAGACGCUCCGAUCUAUCUCCUAGCCCUCCCUGCAGUCCAAGAUCCCCACCUUCAAGGGGUGGAUCUACUCCUCCCUCGAGAAUUAUCAUGCCACCUGAGGGGCACGGCUACAAGCUGUCAUUCUACCCUAUUUUUCCUACCUCGUUUGAACAAUUCACCGAUGGUCCGCAUAGUUGUAUCGUUGUCAUGCACCCUGGGUUGACCAGGCAGGGUCGAUCAACAGUGAAUAGCGAUGAUUACGUUGAACGACCUCAGCAUUUCUACCUGAGUCCAUUUGCACUCCGAAAAUCCUUGGAAACCGUGCUACAGCGAGAGGGUGACGAGUGUUUCCGGUACAACCCCAUGAAGCACUCUUUCCUCUGUCGAUACGAGCGGCUCGCAUGGAAUCUGAUUUGGUACAUUCAUCGACUGGGUCUACCCACCCACUUGUUAGACGGUUUUGCCUCCUGGUUGAUGGAACGGCAGUUGGAACGACAGCGGAACGCCACUGCGGACACUAUGCGAGGGGAGAUACCAGGCAAGGUUUUGGAUGGAUUGUUGCAUGUCCAGCUAUCCCCUGACCUACCAGUACGGGUCUCACUCCGGUGGAACGCCUAUCACAACAACCGAGGCACGGUCAACAAACCGUUGUACAAGCUGUGGUCCCGACACAUGGCAGAGUACCGAAACCGCGGUAUCCGACCAUCAGAUUUGUUUGUUGACAAUCGACGUUCCGCUUUAAAGGAACGCAUUUUGGCCAUCUCUUCAUGUCCCGUCUACCUUGUAAUGGCGUACAUCGUCUCGGACAUUGUCUCGAACAAGGUGUUCUCCGCAUUGGACUUGCUCGUUCGCUUGCGUACAUCCGUCUUCACCAAAAUGCCUGUGUCCACUGUGAUUCAACUACGCGAGCAGCAACAACAUGCAGCGGAUGAAGGCCCUUCGGGCGACACACCCGAUACAGCUUCCAACUCCUCGCACAGCUGCAGCGAUGUAUCACCUCUUCCCCUCGAAAACUCAACCCACUCUCCUUGCACUGAAUCGCGCUGCUGUGUCUGUGCCUUGGAGGACUCGUUGUAUAGAGAGUUGUUGUUUCUUAUCCUGACAGCUUUGACCGCCCAAGGAAUCAACGUGGCUCAUUUCGACGAAGAGUAUCGCGAUGCCUACAUGCGUCAUCUGUCAAACCAGUGCCCAUCAUUGUUCGAUUCCGAUCGUGCACCGAACCAUGUCGCCGCGGCGUGUCGGCAGAUGCUUCGCCCUCUCAGUUUGAUACCCUAACACACCUCCAACACCGCGAUUUCCAUUGUUCCACAAUUCAGAUGUGACUUGCUGUGAGACUCUUGCGCCCCUAACUGCAUGAGUCGUAUCCAAACGGCUGUAAUUAUCUCCUGUCUGGUUAAUCCACCCCCAUUCCUUCUCUGCCACAUCCCGGCAACCGGAUUGUUGCAUCUUAUCCAACGCAUUGUUUCCUUCCUUGUCCACUUUCCUCUCUUCUGGUCCAAGUGUUUUGAAGUCCCCGUCGCCAUUCCUCCUACCAAUCACUCGCUCUGCACCUCUUCAUCGUUGGUUUCCCAUCAUUUUAUAGCCUUACUUCUAACUUUUGUCCCCCCUCCUCUUGUUUCUCGCACAUGUUACUGUGCGCUCACCUCCACACUCCAUAGCAGUCGUUCGUCGUGCAAUGCACAAAACCCCCUCUGUACUGUUCUUUCGCAACUGUUUCCGUUGUUUACCAGUCCCUGUUUUCGUGUCACUCCACUUCACCCACACACUGACUUCCUCUCUACCGACGCCAAACUGGUUCUCCGAUCGCAUUUAUAUCAUCGUAUUUCACCCACGAUUAGUAGACGCUUUUUUGUCACCAUGUUCUUACCCCCCCUCCCCCAUCUUGUAUAAGUGGAGCUUAAACAAUGGAAUUGCCAGUGAGAAAAUGGACAUGUCGACCGGGAUGCUGGGUUGAGCACAUUGGCAAGCCCGGUGUAUCAUGAUAGCUAACUGAGUCCCACCAUCGACCAUAUCCGAUAU
Messenger RNA from Dicrocoelium dendriticum, 2832 nucleotides. NCBI's taxonomy places the organism in Eukaryota, Metazoa, Platyhelminthes, Trematoda, Plagiorchiida, Dicrocoeliidae. The record is from the annotation of a GenBank genome assembly.